This is a messenger RNA of Pogonomyrmex barbatus (red harvester ant), 2104 nucleotides long. RefSeq names its product nicotinic acetylcholine receptor alpha6 (gene nAChRalpha6). Gene Ontology annotation, molecular function: acetylcholine-gated monoatomic cation-selective channel activity; transmembrane signaling receptor activity. Gene Ontology annotation, cellular component: postsynaptic membrane. Lineage: Eukaryota; Metazoa; Arthropoda; Insecta; Hymenoptera; Formicidae. The record is from RefSeq and is a predicted model, not a curated record. Gene Ontology annotation, biological process: monoatomic ion transmembrane transport.
GAGAGAGAGAAAAGAAGGUGGAAAAGAGAGAGCAUACAUAGGAUCCCACGCAAGAAUGUUCGAAACGCUGGGAAGCAUCGUCGCGCGAACGUAGCGCGUUCUCUCUACGAACGAUAAAACGCCGCCACUCUUCAGCGAUCGAGACUUCGCGAGUACACACGACCGAAGCGCGCGGAAGAACGCUUGGUUAUGACGGCGAAGUCGGGGGGUGCGUUAGCGAGGGCAUCGAGUAUCGAUUAGCGGACGAUUCGCGCGGAAUUGAACUCGACUCGUGACACCCUGCACGAUGAUGAUAAUUAGUGACGCAGCGGGCGACAAAGCGCUUCCGGGCGAUACUCGCGGCGGUGACCGCUGCAUGUAGAAGUGAACACGCAAAAUUGUGCAGUGCAUCACGGUUACGACGGGGCACGUCGGGACCGGAUAGAAGAACAUCGGCAAGUCGGUGUCACGCCUCGACCUGGACCUGCAAAAUUCAUCUGCCAUGGCGCACCAGGCAAGAGGUCUACCGCAAUUGCGAAUAAAGUUUUAUAAUACGGUCGCCGCCAGUCUCCAAAUAGUCCUCUUGCUCACCGUCCUACCUCAAGAAAGCCUUUGUGGGCGUCACGAGAAACGCUUAUUAAAUCAUCUGCUGGCAAAUUAUAACAACUUGGAGCGACCAGUUGCGAAUGAGAGUGAACCGUUGGAGGUGAAGUUUGGCAUCACUCUGCAGCAGAUCAUCGACGUGGAUGAAAAGAACCAAAUUCUUACGACCAAUGCGUGGUUGAAACUGGAGUGGACAGACUAUAACCUCCAGUGGAACCAGUCCGAGUACGGCGGAGUGAAGGACCUUCGAAUUACGCCGAAUAAGCUUUGGAAACCGGAUAUCCUCAUGUACAACAGUGCGGAUGAGGGUUUCGACGGGACGUUCCAAACAAACGUGGUGGUCACGCAUAACGGCAGUUGCCUGUACGUCCCUCCGGGCAUCUUCAAGAGCACAUGCAAGAUAGACAUCACUUGGUUCCCCUUUGACGACCAACACUGUGACAUGAAGUUCGGAUCCUGGACCUACGACGGCAACCAGCUCGAUCUGAUACUCAACUCAGAGGAGGGUGGUGACUUAUCCGAUUUCAUCACGAACGGGGAAUGGUACCUCAUCGGUGAGUUUCACAAAGCAAGUUUACGACUUGUCAGGUCAAUCGGACCACGAGUAUUGACAAGUGUGUAUGUGUGCGCGUGCAUUUGUGCGUGUGCUUGUGUGCGUAAGGAAAUGUGCCUACAGGAAGCUAAGAAUAGAAUCUCGAAUCGACUCGCGUCAAUGAACACUGCGAUGCUAAUUGCGGAAGUAAAAAGUGCUGGGGCAGAUAGAUUUAAACAUGGAACUAUAAUUUGGACCUGUUCAGGAGUGACCAUUCUGCUGUCGCUGACAGUUUUCCUGAACCUCGUGGCAGAAAGCAUGCCGACGACUUCGGACGCUGUCCCUUUAAUAGGAUCAUACUUCAAUUGCAUCAUGUUCAUGGUGGCGAGCAGCGUCGUGCUGACCGUUCUGGUGCUCAACUAUCAUCACAGAUCGCCCGACAGAUAUGUGAUGCCAAAUUGGGUGAAAAAACUGUUUCUACAAUGGCUGCCGUAUAUAUUGUGCAUGAGUCGGCCGGGCAAGAAGAUCACGAAGAAGACCAUUCUCAUGAGUAAUCGGAUGAAGGAGCUGGAGUUGCAGGAGAGAAGCAGUAAGAGUUUACUGGCGAAUGUUUUAGACAUCGACGAUGAUUUUCGUCACGGGAACAGCGCUGCCAAUCCUGCCUCGGGCUAUAUAAGCAGGUCGGCGUAUGGUACACCGCUGUCGACCAGGCCGGCGACGGUCGAGGAGACUUCCGCAUCGUUGCCUCUCAGCGGCAUGCAGAAGGAACUUCACACGAUCCUCAAAGAAUUACAGUUCAUCACGAGCCGCAUGAAAAAGGCGGACGAGGACGACGAGGUCAUUAGCGACUGGAAGUUCGCCGCCAUGGUGGUCGACAGGCUUUGCCUGAUCAUCUUCACGUUAUUCACGAUUUUGGCUACGGUGGUGAUACUAUGUCGUGCGCCACACAUAAUCGUCCAGUAAUAGACUGCCCCGGUCGAGCCGAAAAAA